AUGAUACCAUCUAAACUGCAAGAUCAUCUGAGAAGAUGCCACCCUGAUAAAACAGAGAAAGAUUUGAAAUACUUUCAAACACUCAAAGAUAAAUUUCAGAAGAGACCUACACAGGACAGAAUGUUCGCUUCGACGUCACAAAGAAAUGAUGAUGGUUUGCGGGCGUCUUACAAUAUCUCAUUGCUUAUAGCAAAAUCCGGAAAACCGCAUACUAUCGGAGAGAAGUUAAUUUUGCCAGCCGUUGAAGAGGUUUUAAAAACUGUUUUACACAAACCUGUAGCUGAUAUCAUUAAAAGAAUUCUCUUAAGCAACAAUACUGUUGAAAGACGUAUUGAUGAAAUGAGUUCUGAUAUUGAAAGCUCCUUAUGUAAUUAUUUGCAAACGACCCAUUUCUCUAUACAACUGGACGAGUCAACUUUACCUGAUAAUGCAGCAUUAUUAUUUGCAUAUGUUCGUUUUAUUAUGAAUCAAGAAAUCUACGAAGAACUGCUCUUCGCAAGAACUUUGAUAACCGACAGUAAAGAAUUUCUGGAUACUAAAGAUAAAAUUUUAAAAGAAAAUUUAAUGAAGAGGAAAACAGACAUCGCCUAUUUAACAGAUUUGUUUACAAAAUUUAAUAUGGUUAAUUUGCAAUUACAAGGCGACAGUUUAAAUUUGAUUAAAACAAAGUCCAUCUUAUCAGCGUUUCUUGCCAGAGUUAAACUAAUGAAGCAAAAUAUUGGACGGGGCGAUUUUUCUCAGUUCCCCAAUUUGUCACAGACAAGCUGCCAGGAAGACGACGUUUCAACUUACGUUCAACAUUUAAAUGCCCUCUAUUCAGAUUUUGAAUCUAGGUUUGAGGAUAUUUUGACUAUGGUAAUACCAGCGUGGAUAAUUAAUCCAUAUGGUGAUAUAGAAGAAACGAAUGUCAUAAUACAAGAGGAACUGACUGAACUAAGUACAAACAAAGAACUUAAGGUUCAGUUUAAAAACGGAUAUCAGCAAUUCUGGCUGCAAAACAACAUACCCGUUACUUAUCCCGUAGUUUUCCAGGAUUUGCUUGGUGAUCUGAUUUUGUCUUUGGAUUUCAUGCAGAUCCACAGGCAAACCUGGAACAGGAAAAAAUGCUGUUCUCAGAAAGUAUUCAGUUACAAUAAGAAGAAGCUGGCCAUCGAAGGGAUUCGACUGCACGAUCUCUCGUAUUCUAGCCCAAGAACUUCGAAACGACGGAAAAAGAAACCCCACAAUCUGCGUCAACAGUACGGGAGCUUUUGUAGCUAG
Acanthoscelides obtectus is the source of this 1260-nucleotide messenger RNA. NCBI's taxonomy places the organism in Eukaryota, Metazoa, Arthropoda, Insecta, Coleoptera, Chrysomelidae. The record is from the annotation of a GenBank genome assembly.